AUGUCGGCAGCGUUUCCGACCGGAGUACCGAACCUCUUCACCACCCCGUUGGCGGCGUUUCCGGCCAGAAACUUAUUUCACUCUACCGAGCGACCGGUGGAGAGCGGCAACGCUUUCACGCAGGAGGAUAGACUUAUGCUGCAGUUAUUGUACCAGCAGCAACAGGCUAUACAGAUUCAGCUCCAGUCUAUGGCGUUGUCAAUGCAGCAACUUCAUUUGACGCUAGCCGGACUGUCCAAAGUGCCCGCGGCAAUGGGGGCCUAUGGUAGUACCGUUAAUGACACAGCCCCGUCGUCAAAUCCCCCAAACUUUGUUCCAAUGGCGGCGCAGUCAUCUUUUAAUGAUACUGCGGAUAAAACGAAGGCGUCAUCACGGGAAGCUGUAAAAGGUCAAAGGGUGAGCGGUGAAGCUGCAGAAAUCCAAUCGAUACAUGCGUCACGCGCGAAGGAGGCCUCGCGUUCGUGCACGCCUCCACAAGAAGAUUUAGAUGUCUCACGCCCUAGUGCAGUGAACCGAUCCACGGAGUCUGCGGCUCCGUGGGACCCGUCAGCCGGAUCGCGCCAUAGCAGUGCUCUUCGCAUGACUCGUGCAGAGAACCCACUUUUGUCUUCCCUGCGAGGCAAGCUACCUACUCCAAAUCAUUCCGCUGCUGGGUCUGUUUCUGUAGGAACGGGGUAUAGUGCGAGUGCGAACGUCAGUGCAUCUCUAGAGGAAUCAAAACCUUCGGUUCGUCCCACCAUUCAUCCCACCUCUUCUUCUUCCCUCCAUGCUGAUCCUGACAACAGGAAUGUGUCAGCAUCUAGGCGCACCCUGUUGGCGAAACGCCAACAGCAGCAGCGUGUAGUUCUGGACAACCGUAAGGUGGAGCCACCGCGAAGAUCGCAUUCUGGUGCCGAGACCACAACGACAGGGAAUAAACGGAAAGAGACAUUUCACGAUACGAAGGGCAGUAACUCUGCCAGUGAUAAGAAAAAUCGUCGGGUGAAGGAGGAGUAUGGUGAUACAAGCGCUUCUGCUGCGGGUUAUGACUCACAGAGCGAAGGCUACGGGAGCUAUGAGACGAGGCAGUACCUAAAAAGUGUGGGCAUCAUUUGA
Trypanosoma cruzi is the source of this 1095-nucleotide messenger RNA. RefSeq lists its product as uncharacterized. Lineage: Eukaryota; Euglenozoa; Kinetoplastea; Trypanosomatida; Trypanosomatidae. The coding region runs from base 1 to 1095 and encodes 364 amino acids. The transcript has a single exon. The record is from RefSeq and is a predicted model, not a curated record.